GUGUAGUUCGUAAUGGCCAAACCAUUCAUGCUGCCCGAAUCCGGCCCAGGCGGAGGAUCAUCUUCGUCUGGCGCGGGUCCACCCAAUAACGCGCCUUCCAGCACCAACACAGUGGCUGGCAAUACUGCUCCGAGCACGCCCGCACCGAUCGGAUCGAGCAGUGCGGCCAGUGCCAGCGGUCAUUCAGGAGCACCCGGGCAUGUACCGUCAGCUCCGAUCCCAGUGACCGGGGCCAACUCGUCCCAGCAGUAUCAUCUGCAGCAGCUGCACCAUCACCAUCAGCAACUGCAGCAACACUACCAAUCGUAUCAGGGAUCUCAUAUGCCCCUGAUGGGCACUCCAGGGCCUGGCAUCGGUGGUAGCCUACCGGUGGAUCCUCAUCUGAUGCUGCCAAUGACACCGCCGGCCAGCGGGUUUGCGACCGCCAUCCAGACGCCGCAGAUGGCACCGGUGAAUGAGCAGCUGGUGCAGGCCUUGUACGAGGCUAUCUAUCGCUGUUCGUUGGGAGAUGGUCCACCUACACCGCUGUCCCAAUCACCGCCAAGCGCUUCCUGCAGUCCGUUUACUAACGGAGGCUACUACGGUGCGGGGCAGGUAUUCUUCCCAAGGACUCCUGCGAACACCACCGGUGGCCGUAACGCUGCACGUGUGUUCUUCCAGCAGACCCCGACCCAACAGUACGCUCCGGUGCCACAAACGCAGCCCACACCUGGGUCAGCAAACAGCCAUUCCAGUAGCAGCGGUGUUAGCAGCUCUCUUGAUACGCCGUCCUGUUCGUCCGGCACACCGCACUACCACCAAGGUCAGCGGCAGCCGAUCCAGUUUAACUGGCACGAUGAUGGAGAUUCGAGCGAAUCAGAAGGAUCUUCAUCGCAGACCACCUCCUCUUCCGGAUGCAGUCCGCACUGUUUGGGAAGCAUGGACGGUGGGGCGAGCAGCUCGUUCAGCAUGCCACCAUCGGCUAACCUGGUCAGUCCGUCCUCGUCCGGCGGUACGCUGUACGCUUCCGUGCCACCACAUCUCGACUACAUGGCAGGGCGUGAGCAGUUGCAGGAGUUCCCGGGCAAGAUACCGCAGCGUAAGCGGAAACCACGCACACCAAAGCCGAAGAAAGCGGGACUCCUGGAGCAACCCCUGAUGUGGCAAAUGGCUGUUACCGCGGCGGCGCUUAUUGUACUCGGCUGCGGCUAUCUUGCGGCAAGGUGA
Messenger RNA from Anopheles maculipalpis, 1206 nucleotides. Its product is annotated as atrophin-1-like. The transcript is spliced from 4 exons. The record is from RefSeq and is a predicted model, not a curated record. Bases 13 to 1206 code for a protein of 397 amino acids. NCBI's taxonomy places the organism in Eukaryota, Metazoa, Arthropoda, Insecta, Diptera, Culicidae.